AUGCCAACCCUAAGAUCCAUGAUAUCCAUCUUCCUCGCCCUAGGCGCCUCGGCCCAAAACACAACGAAUGGCGCAAAUUGCACCACCUUCAAUUGGGACCACAACAAAGCCUACUGGAAAACCUACCCCCCGCGACGAGCCAGCGCCGCCAAAACAUGCCCUAGCAGCAACACCACCACCACCACCACCACCACCACCAACAACGACAACAACCUGCAAACCUGCCCCAUCACCGCCUCCGGCGACGACACCUACUACUUCCGGACAAACCUCACUGCCCUCUCCUCCUCAACCUUCGCCCCAGUGGUCGAAAAGACCGUCGACCGUUCCGCCCUGCUGACGGAUGAGUUCCGGCAGAACGUCACCGGCGCAAUUGACGGCACGUCCUGGCUGGAACCGGGCCAGUCGGGCUAUCUGAACUUCACGGCUUACAGCUAUUGCUUUACCGGGACGGUGGACGGCUGUACGCCCGGGGUGGACAAUCAUACCCCAGUUGAGGUGUGUGCGCCGCUAUGGCAUACCUUGCACUUGAAGAAGGAGGAUUUUGCUUUUGUGGAUGGGAUUCACUCGGUUGUGAAUAUCAGCUCCGAUCGAGUGGGCCUGUUUAAGGAUCCAUAUGAGGGGCAGGCUAGGAGUUGGGGGAAUGCACAAGAAGGACGGAUGAUAGCUUGCUCUGUAUCGAUUUCGCAGGACUUAACCCUGAUAUAUUCGUAA
This is a messenger RNA of Aspergillus homomorphus CBS 101889, 714 nucleotides long. RefSeq lists its product as uncharacterized. Lineage: Eukaryota; Fungi; Ascomycota; Eurotiomycetes; Eurotiales; Aspergillaceae. The coding region runs from base 1 to 714 and encodes 237 amino acids. The transcript is spliced from 2 exons. The record is from RefSeq and is a predicted model, not a curated record.